This is a messenger RNA of Alligator mississippiensis (American alligator), 2555 nucleotides long. It is a transcript of the gene GABRD, whose product is annotated as gamma-aminobutyric acid type A receptor subunit delta. Lineage: Eukaryota; Metazoa; Chordata; Crocodylia; Alligatoridae. Gene Ontology annotation, molecular function: extracellular ligand-gated monoatomic ion channel activity; GABA-A receptor activity; neurotransmitter receptor activity. The transcript has 9 exons. Gene Ontology annotation, cellular component: membrane; synapse; GABA-A receptor complex. Gene Ontology annotation, biological process: monoatomic ion transmembrane transport; chemical synaptic transmission; regulation of membrane potential. The coding region runs from base 524 to 1882 and encodes 452 amino acids. The record is from RefSeq and is a predicted model, not a curated record.
GCCGCCCUGGCCCCGACUUGUGCCGCUUGCACGGUGCGGCGGGCGGAGGCGGGGGCGGCCGCGCGGCUCCCACGCUCCCACUCACACGCAGGACACACAACUCCUCGCCCGGACAGCCCCUCCGAAGAGCCACCCCCUGGCCAGGGCCCCUCGGUCCGGACCCGGCUUCCUUUGGCCCGGGGGCACUUCUGGCAUGCAACGAGCAUUUGCAGCUCGCUCCCUCCUGCGCGUGGUGUGAUCGCAUCUAUCAUCCCGGGGGUUAUUUUCGGCUUCGCACAGAGGAGGAUCUGCCUUGAGGAAGCCUCUCCGGAGCCGGGGCUGCCCCGCUGCCCGCCCGUCUCCCCGCGCCCGAGCCGCUGUGGGGGCAGCUUGUGCCGCUGCCGAGCAACCCCGCGCCGCUUCCCGCGGAGCCUCAACUUACCGCGCGGCCGGCGGGCAUGGCAGCGCCGCCGCAGCCGCGGAGCGUCCAGGGGAGCCGGCGAGCCCGGGUCGUGCUGGCCGCUGUCUAGUGCGGGGGGCUGCCAUGGACCUGCUCGCCUGGAUGCUGCCGCCCCUGGUCCUGCUGUGCGCCCACCAGCACGCCUGCAGCAGAGCAAUGAAUGACAUAGGAGAUUACAUAGGUUCCAACACUGAAAUAUCCUGGUUACCCAAUCUGGAUGAUUUGAUGAAAGGAUAUGGACGGAAUUUCAGGCCUGGGAUUGGAGGCCCUCCUGUUAAUGUUGCCCUAGCGAUUGAAGUAGCCAGCAUCGACCACAUCUCAGAAGUUAAUAUGGAAUAUACUAUGACAGUAUUUCUGCAUCAGAGCUGGCGAGAUGACCGGCUCUCUUACAAUCACACCAAUGAAACUCUAGGUUUGGACAGUCGAUUUGUGGAUAAACUCUGGUUACCAGAUACAUUCAUAGUAAAUGCCAAGUCUGCCUGGUUCCAUGAUGUGACAGUGGAAAACAAACUUAUCAGGCUACAACCUGAUGGAGUAAUUUUAUAUAGUAUCAGGAUUACCUCAACUGUGGCCUGUGACAUGGACCUUUCCAAGUACCCGAUGGAUGAGCAAGAGUGCAUGCUGGAUUUAGAAAGCUAUGGCUACUCUUCAGAGGACAUCGUGUACCAAUGGUCGGAAAACCAGGAGGAGAUCCAUGGGCUGGAUAAGUUGCAGCUUGCUCAAUUCACAAUCACUAAUUACCGAUUCACAACAGAGAUGAUGAACUUCAAAUCCGCUGGUCAGUUUCCCAGGCUCAGUCUCCACUUCCACCUGCGGAGGAAUCGGGGUGUUUACAUCAUCCAGUCUUACGUUCCUUCCAUCUUACUGGUGGCUAUGUCGUGGGUGUCCUUCUGGAUCAGCCAGUCAGCUGUGCCUGCCAGGGUGUCACUAGGUAUAACUACAGUUCUUACCAUGACGACACUGAUGGUCAGUGCUCGGUCUUCACUUCCACGAGCCUCUGCCAUCAAAGCACUUGAUGUUUAUUUCUGGAUUUGCUAUGUCUUUGUCUUUGCUGCUCUGGUGGAAUAUGCAUUUGCACAUUUCAAUGCUGACUACAUGAAAAAGCAAAAGGCCAAAAUGAAGGCCAGCAGACAGAGUGGGGAGGUAAAUGUCAAGAAUGCCAUUGUCUUGUUUUCACUUUCUAUUGCCGGAGUUAACCAGGAACUGGCCAUUUCCAACAGACAGCAUCGUAUUCCCAGAAGGUUUCCUGGAUCGUAUGGCCCAGUGGAAGUUGAAACUGGAGAAACAAAGCAGCAGCAAGAAAUUAAGUCUGACAAAAAGGGUGGCAUAAAGUCCCUUUUUAAGCCCAUUGAUGCUGACACUAUUGAUAUUUACGCCAGAGCAGUUUUCCCAGCAGCUUUUGCAGCAGUCAAUGUUAUCUACUGGGUUGCGUAUACAAUGUAAGAAGAAAAAUGUCCUCUGAAGAGGUAAACUGUUGGCCACCUAACUAAAACACUCGGCCAUUACAAAACAUCCGAUGAAACCAUACUGGUCCAUCUUCUGGCAGAGUAUUUGCCUGUGCACUGGAGAUAUUUCUCAAAAGCAGAACAUCUUUUUUGCUUUACUUCUGCAAUCAACUCCAGCUAAAACUGGCAGGGGGCAAACUGGUUACUACCAAUGUGGUUUGAUACAUCUGUUAUUUCUAGACUGUCAAACAGUCCAAUCCUUUUGUUCUCUAUCUCUGAGUGAAACAAUUUCUUACAUGUAUAUAUCCUCAGUGGAGUUCCAAAUCCUAAAUUACAGUUUGGUAUUUUCCCACUUUAAAGGUCAGCAGAUAAUGAAGGUCUGAUUUUUCUACAGUCAGAUCAUUUCCUUUCUUGCAAGACAGCUAAGUUUCUAUUUGCACAUGGGAGUAAUUUUCUCUAUCAAGCCAUUUAUGUGAUGGUCCUAGAUUAACAAGGAUGGGGAAAGGACAAUCAUUUUGAGAUAUAAAGAUAUUAGGAUUCAAGCAUGUGAGAAGCAGAGCAGGACAGAGGGUUUUACUCAAAUUAUCGUUUGUCAUGGAUAAAGUAUUUUAAAGAUUUUGAUGCUCUUCUUUAGUCACAGCAUGAAAUAAAGUAUAUUGCAUAGUACCCUA